Molecule: messenger RNA, 2807 nt
Organism: Xenopus laevis (African clawed frog)
Lineage: Eukaryota; Metazoa; Chordata; Amphibia; Anura; Pipidae
Product: dynein light chain Tctex-type 5-A-like
Exons: 5
Coding region: 638-1306 (222 amino acids)
Source: RefSeq, a predicted model, not a curated record
CCUUUAACAAAUUUAAUGGGGUUAUUUAAAAAAAAAAAAAAAAGACUUAGGUAUAAAAGCUCUCCGUAUUUUAUUUGCAUGAAAAGAUUUCUGAAUAUACCUUUGCUGUUCAUUUCUAUUUGUAAAAAAUAAAUAAAUAAAAAGUAAAUUGCCUUCAUGGAAUUUAAUUGCUUCCAUGACUACGGUUAAGCACUAGCAGGCUCAAACAAAUGGUAUUGUGUCCAUGGUAUAUUGCACAUUUUAGGUUAAUAUCUUGAAGAUCUCAAGGUCAGUGGAAAAGCAGAACCUAGAUAUGGUUGUUAGUCUAUUCUUUUCUAUUAGGGUUGGGUAACGUGCUCCUUCUCAUGUUCACGAACGAAAAAUGCAGUGAUUAUCAAACAUAAUCGCUAAAUCCUACUUGCAUAUUCCCGUCCUGUUGUUAUGUUUGCUAAGCUGUAGCGGAACAAAGUCAACAGAAAAGGUGAGAUUAAUAGCACAGCUUUGGAAACCUGAGAGUAAACAUCACUGAGAGUAUCGACUGGGACACUCAACUGGAAGGGUUCUGUCUGCCCAGGCUGGAUAGAGCAAGGAAUCUGGGGAGAGAAAAGCUUCCACUGCUGAGAUUCAUAGCUGACCUUCCCACCCAGAAAGAUAGACUAUGAGUGUGCAAAAGAAGCCGGGGGAAAUCAAGCUCUCCCGAGUCACUUUCCGUACAUCUUCCAGACAACAACAGGAAAAUGCUAUGCAGAAAGAAUCAACAGGUCCUUUAGCCUCAAGAGCAAUUCCAAGUCUGAAAUCUCAGCAUGGUGAAGGAGCCAAAAAUGUAGCAGAUAUCAGACAAUCUGGAUCACCCAUCAGCCUGAAAGGCCUACUGGCUGCACAGCGGCUUACACGGGAGCUGAAGAACCGAGCAGCAUUAAGGAGAAAAACUAGAGUCCGGACACAGAAUUGCACUCCAAUAGCUAUUAUAAAUGAGCAGACUCCUGUGAAUUCUGCAAAUCCUGCACGUAGGUUUCCAAAUACUCAUGUGAAGGAACUAAUCGAGGAGUUCCUUGCUACCAAGCUGAAGAAUGAGCCCUAUGAUGCCUGUACUUGUGCCAGUCUCACUAAAGACUUGUGUGAAGACAUUAAAAAGUUAGUUAGAAGAGUGACUCCUCCCCGAUACAAGCUUAUCUGCAGCAUGGCUAUUGGGAGCAAGCAUCAGGAGGACAUUAUGGUGACCAGUCAAUGUCUGUGGGACUCGUACUCAGACAAUGUCACUUCCUGCAGCUUCCAGAACCGCACUCUGUUCUGUGUAGUUUUGGUGUAUGCUGUUUAUUUUGAAUAGGAAGCAGCUUUUUUGUUCCUCAGUUUAUAUAGAUGUAACAUAACAGAUUAGGGUAGAAAAUUCUGUCCAACUCAACAUAAAUUGUUUUACUUAUUAUCACUAACGCACGUAGAAGUAGAUUUAUAGGACUCUAUAAUAAUCCUGAUUUCAUUUCACAUAAAAAUGGUUAAUAAACUUGGAUGGUAAAUUCAGACACUGUUAAUUUAAAAGGAAACUUUGCAGACAUUUAGGGAGUUAUUUAUUAAAAUUUGAAUCUUAAAAAAUUCAAGUUUUUUUCACUAGAGGGAAAAAAAUAAAUUUUUUCAAGAUUUAUUAUACCCUGAUGCUGCAAAAAGCCAGAAUCCGAAAAAUCCAUCUAGACCUAUUGAGGUCCUGCAUAAGUCAAAGGGAGCACCUAUCUCAAAUUGACAUUUAGGGAGUUACAUAUUAAAGUUAGAAUGUUAAAAAAUUCAAGAAGGAAAAAAACUAGAAUCCGCCAUCUAAGACCUAUUGAGGUCCUGCAUAAGUCAGUGGGAGAGGCACCUAUCUCAAAUUGACAUAAUCAAAGUCUUCGGGGUUUUCGCCAGAAAGUCCGUCUUUUUUGGAGUUUUUCAGGUCAAAUUCGGGUUUUCGCUUAUUGAGUUUUUCCGCGAUCCAAUUAAAUUGAGUCUUUUUCAUAAAUAAAUAAGCUAAAAUUAAGCAUGGGAGUUUGGUCUUGGUUUUAUUUUAACAAAAUAUGAGAUAAAUUCCGAUUUUAGUAAAUAAACCCCCUGAGUUUUGCAAAGAGAGAGAGGCUUUCGGGCUGAGUUACUAAGGUGCUAAAUUGCUCUAGUGCAUUUUCCCAUAGCAAACAAUAAGAUGUUCGCUUUAAUUUUCUGACUGAUUCACACUAAACUGCUGAUUAAGUGCUAAAGUUUGCUAUGUACCUGUGGGUAACACAAUGCCGUUUUAUAACAUUUUAUAGUAGUCAUCUAUGUUGUUGAUUGUUCACUGUAAGGAGUAUAACUCUGACCUUUGCAGAUCUGGUGCAGAAGCAUUAGCUACAUGAAUAAUCUGAAAAAUAAUGUUGUAUAACCUUUAGAGAUGCACAGGAUCCACUGGUGUAACUUCCGGAGGUGCACCCAGGCCCAUUGGAGCCAUAAUAAGUUAUAGUGCAGGUGUCAUGCCAAGUUACACCACUGACAGAACCCAGCAUUUGGUUUGGUCAAUUCCCAACACUUUUUGUGGGAAUCAGAUUUAACUGACUCCUAAGUUUUCAGCUGAAAGUCAUGUGACUCUAAAGCUCAAGACGACAAUUUUUUGUUCACAAUUUUUGCAGGUUUCUCAAAUUAAAAUGCUUCUUUCCUGGAGGAUUUGGUAUUUGGACAAAUCCAGUCCAAGGGGUAGAUUCACUAACGGGCGAAUUUUCGCAGGCUUCAGCUUCACACAGCUCGCACCAGUUCACCAGCCAUAAAUGCGAUACGACUAUGCCAAUUCACUAAUAUGCAGUGUUUCGUCCUGGGCGCCGAACGCUGGCGACUUU